Epithele typhae is the source of this 978-nucleotide messenger RNA. RefSeq names its product cyclin-like protein. The record is from RefSeq and is a predicted model, not a curated record. Gene Ontology annotation, molecular function: cyclin-dependent protein serine/threonine kinase activator activity. Gene Ontology annotation, cellular component: cyclin/CDK positive transcription elongation factor complex; nucleus. Gene Ontology annotation, biological process: positive regulation of DNA-templated transcription, elongation; regulation of transcription by RNA polymerase II. The coding region runs from base 1 to 978 and encodes 325 amino acids. NCBI's taxonomy places the organism in Eukaryota, Fungi, Basidiomycota, Agaricomycetes, Polyporales, Epitheliaceae. The transcript is spliced from 7 exons.
AUGGCUGCGGCAACACUCGCUGCAGAGUCCACAUCGCAGUGGUUGUUCCCUGUGUCUGCACUCUAUCAAACGCCCAGUCGCGUCGCGUCUAACAUUCCGCUCGAGAAGGAGCUCUACGACCGCAGUCGAGGUGUCGAGUUCCUCUACCGCCUGGGUGUUUCUCUCCUCCUGCCAUCCUCUGCCAUGUACACUGCCGCCACAUGGUUUCAUCGUUUCUAUAUGCGGUAUUCAAUGGACGAUUACCAUCGACAGGACGUCGCCGCGACGUGCAUAUUCCUCGCAACCAAAACAGAGGAGUGCGGCCGGAAGCUUCGCGAUGUCGCCAAGGUUUUCUGUUCCAAGGUGUCCAAUCAACACAUCAACCAGGUAGCAGAUGACAGCAAAGAAGUUGAGGAAUGCCAGAAUAGCAUUUUGUUCGUAGAAGAGGUCCUGCUGGAGGGCCUCUGCUUCGAUUUCGUGGUCGACAAUCCCCAAUCGGACCUCAUCGACCUGUAUGCAGCACACCCAGCGAAUACCCCAAUAGAAGACUGCGCCUGGUCCAUCGCCAACGACUCAUUCCGCACACCGCUCUGCAUCCUGUUCCCGCCACGCAUCAUCGCCGCCGCGUGCUACGUCCUCGCCGAGCACGCCGUCGAGGGCCCGCUCGCCGCGCCCAUCGACCCGCGCCUCGCCUCGCCCGCGCCCUCGGCGUCGCUCCCCACCCCGCCCUCGCACAAGGCCUCGCCCGGCGGCCCCCGCCGCGCCAUCGAGUUCUUCAGCUUCUCGCCCGCCGAGCUCGCAAACGUCGCCGACGCGAUCGGAAUCCUGCUCGAGUACUACGGCGCGCAGGACCAGCGCGGCUCGGGCGACUGGCUCGCCUCGGUCGCCUCGAUUCGCCCGCCGCAGAGCGCCGCCCGCCGGGAGGCGCUCUACAAGCCGUUCGUGCAGGUCACACAGUUGGCGGGGUCCUCGCUGAACGCGCCUCCACCGCCGCGGUGA